Messenger RNA from Pelobates fuscus (common spadefoot toad), 3162 nucleotides. It is a transcript of the gene KLHDC8A, whose product is annotated as kelch domain containing 8A. The transcript has 6 exons. The record is from RefSeq and is a predicted model, not a curated record. NCBI's taxonomy places the organism in Eukaryota, Metazoa, Chordata, Amphibia, Anura, Pelobatidae. The coding region runs from base 374 to 1426 and encodes 350 amino acids. Gene Ontology annotation, molecular function: protein binding.
UUUUUUUUCCCCCCUUUCUCUUUCUUUUCAUGAAGCCUGCUUCAAUCACAGAUUGUGUCAUUCCCUACAGGCUGUAGGAGACCAGGGGAGGGAGAGAGAGAGAGAGCGAGCACACAUUACAACGCAUGUAUGUGAGAAAUAGUGGGACUGUCAGGAAAGAUGUGAGGCUGACACAUGCUGUGAAGAACCGCCAGGCAUGUUUAGCUAUGAGAAAGGAGACAGCAUUUCAGGAAGAUACAAUUCUAUGCUUUUGGACUUCAGCAGCCUGAAACUUGAAGAGGAAAGAGCAGCAGCUCCUAAAACUGGGGAUUCCCAGAUUCUGAUGCCAGCUGUCCAACACCCAGAUGAGCUUCCACUACUCCGGUGAUCCAGAAUGGAGGUGCCUUGCGCCAAAGACUUCCACUGGCAGACACUGGCACCUCUAUCCUCUCCCCGUGUAUACUGCUCAUUGGCAGAGGCUGGAGGGCAAAUCUUUGCCAUAGGAGGAUGUGAUGAUGCAGGAAAUCCAAUGAACACCUUUGAAGUAUUUUCUCCGGAAGCCAACCAAUGGAGCAGCCUUGCACCCAUGCCAUCUGCGAGGGCUGGUGUCUCUGUAGUAGCUCUUGGCAAAAGGAUCAUGGUAGUUGGUGGGGUAGGAGAAAACCAGACACCCCUGAAAGUGGUAGAAGUGUACAACAUUGACGAAGGCAAGUGGAAAAAGAAAAGUUCCCUUCGUGAGCCAGCCAUGGGCAUAUCAAUUACUGCAAGAGAUUGCAGGGUCUAUGCUGCAGGCGGGAUGGGUUCAGAUCUGCGUCCACACUGUUUCCUUCAGCAAUAUGACAUGUUAAAAGACAUAUGGGUUUACCUGGCACCGAUGCCCACACCUCGAUAUGGCGCCACUUCCUUCCUGCGUGGGACCAAGAUCUAUGUACUGGGUGGCCGCCAGUCCAAAUACGCUGUGAGCGCAUUUGAGGUUUUUGACCUUGAGACACGUUCCUGGACCAAGUUUCCUAGCAUUCCCAACAAGAGGGCCUAUUCUCGAUACAUUCUCAGUGACGGGUCACUCUACAGCUUAGGGGGGCUGCGACAAGGAGGUACCUACCGCAGGCCAAAGUUUACAAAGACCGUGGAUAUUUUCGACAUGGAACAGGGAGGCUGGAUGAAGACCGAACGUUCAUGCUUUUUAAAGAAAAGGAGGGCUGAUUUUGUCGCUGGCUCAAUAAAUGGGAGAGUUGUAGUAGCAGGAGGUCUUGGUAACCAGCCGACAGUUUUGGAAACAGCAGAGAUUUUCCAUCCUGUGAAAAAUCGCUGGGAGAGUAUAAACUCAAUGCCUACUCCACGCUGUGCAUGUGCCAGCAUUGUCUUAAAGAACAGACUGUACGCUAUUGGUGGUGUGAACCAAGGUCCGAGCACGGCAGUGGAGAUGUUGAGCUUGAUGGAGACGUGAAUAAUGUGUUUAUAUGCAGGGCAGUGAGUCUGACAUGCUGUGUGUGUCUCACAAAGUGCAAGUGAGUGAUGUGUGUUGACCGUGCAUCAGGGAGUGUAAACAGACAUAGAACAAUGGAAUGUUUUAUUUAAAGCAAACUAACCCGUCAUCCAUGUAUUUUCUCAUGGGUGAGCAGCACUAUACACAUGAAUCCUGCCUAUGCCAGUUUGCCCCUGCAGGUUCUGGGGAGAGUUACAUGGAUUACACAUUACAAAGUACAAAGUACAGGGUACUCUUACUUUACAGGGUCUUAACUUCAGGUUUGUUGUUUCCUCAUUUUUUAUUUUUUUUGUUCUUGUAAAUUAUGCACUCUCACAGGCUGUGCUUGAAAGUGCUGCCCAGUAGAAUGUGGCAUUCUUCUGCUUCUGGUGUGAAAUUAGUUAACUUGUCGUGGCUCUUUUGGAUUCCCAGUUGUGGUUAAUUCACAAUCAGAAGCAGACCAGCUUCACAUUCUGCAGGACACCACUUUAAAUUCCUGCCGUGCCGAAUAAAGAAUUCAGCAAUGUUCAAAAUAAAAAAAAUGUAGACGUGAGAGCUAGGUAUUAUUGGAUAAUAUGCCACACCCAAGGAAGUGAAAGAUUAAUAUGUCAAACCGGAUUUUUCUAAUGUUGUACACUGAUCAGCCACAACAUUACAACCAGUGAAAGGUGAAGUGAAUAACAUUGAUUAUAUUGUUAUAAGGGGUGGGAUACAUUAGGCAGCAAGUGAACAGUCAGUUCUUGAAUUUCAAGAAGAGUCGGAAGAAGGAAAAAUGGGAAAAGGAAAAAGAUAUAAAAAGAUCUGAGUGACUUUGACAAGGGCCAAAUAGUGAUUAUAGACAGAUGGAUCAGAGCAUCUACAAAAGUAUGGAGUGUUCCUGGUAUUGGUUAGUACCUACCAACAGCGGUGCAUGGGAGCAAGGAAACCGAUGUACUGGCAUCAGGGUCAUGGGCACCCAAGGCUUAUUGAUGCACAUGGGGAACAAAGGCUAACCUGUCUGUUACAAUCACACAGAAGAGCUACUGUAGCUCAAAUAGCUGAAAAACAUAAUGCUGGCCAUGACAGAAAGGUGUCAGAGCACACAGUGUAUUGCAGUUUGCUACAUAAAGAGCUGCGUAGAUGCAGACCAAUCAAAUUGCCCAUGCAAAUUGUCCACCGCCAAAUGCACCUUCAAUGGGGUAGCCACAUCAGGACUGGAUCAUGGAGCAAUGAAAGAUGGUUGCCUGGUCUCAUGAAUCGUAUUUUGUUUUAGAUCAGGUGGAUAACCAUUGAGCAUCUGUGGGAUGUUCUGGGACAAAAGAAAUCUGACCUGUGGAGGCCACACUUUGCACCUUGCAGGACUGAAAAGAGCUUCUGCUCAUGUCUUGGUGCCAGAAACCACAGGACACAUUCAGAGGUCUUAUGGAGUUUAUGCCUUGACACAUAAGAACUGUUUUGGCAACAGGAGGGGGACCUACAUGAUAUUAGGCAGGUGGUUUAAUGUUGUGGCUGAUCAGUAUAUAUGGUACAUCACAAUCAAAUUAGAUAUACAUACAUCUUAUAUGUAUAUACACCUAUAUACAAUUUUCCACUAGGUAUUUUAGGAGCAGUAAAUGUCAGUACAGAGGUUUGUAUUAGUCUGAUUAAUGUACCCAUAAUACCUUGUUAUACUAUAGGUAGGUUACUAAAAAAACAAUAUUAAUCUGUGUUAACCCUUCUUUUACCAGACAAUAAAGUGA